ACACCCUAUCGUAAACAACUAGGAACUUGCAGAGUCCGCCUCGGGCAGCCCAAAGCUCCUCUGCCCACCCUGGCUCCCAGAGCCCUCCAAAACAAAAGACCAGAGAGGCACUCUCCAUCCAGCAGCCAGACGCCUCCUUCUUGACACCAGCCCCCACCCCUUGUCUGCUGGCGCCCAGGAAAGGCCUGAAGGAAGAGGCCGGGGAAAGAGCCCUCCCUCUCUCCCUUGUCCCUCCAUCCACCCAGCGCCUGCAUCUGGAGACCCUAUGGCCCGGGCUCACUGGGGCUGCUGCCCCUGGCUGGUCCUCCUCUGUGCUUGUGCCUGGGGCCACCCAAAGCCAGCGGAUCUUGGAGGGCAGGAUGUGAGAAACUGUUCCACCAACCCUCCUUACCUUCCAGUUACUGUGGUCAACACCACAGUGUCACUCACAGCCCUCCGCCAGCAGAUGCAGACCCAGAAUCUCUCGGCCUACAUCAUCCCAGACACGGAUGCUCACAUGAACGAGUACAUCGGCCAACAUGACGAGAGGCGUGCGUGGAUUACAGGCUUUACAGGGUCUGCAGGAACUGCAGUGGUGACCAUGAAGAAAGCAGCUGUCUGGACCGACAGUCGCUACUGGACUCAGGCUGAGCGGCAGAUGGACUGCAACUGGGAGCUCCAUAAGGAAGUUGGCACCACUCCUAUUGUCACCUGGCUCCUCACCGAGAUUCCUGCUGGAGGGUGUGUGGGCUUUGACCCCUUCCUCUUGUCCAUUGACACCUGGGAGAGUUAUAAUCUGGCCCUCCAAGGCUCUAACAGACAGCUGGUGUCCAUCACAACCAACCUUGUGGACCUGGUGUGGGGAUCAGAAAGGCCACCUGUUCCAAAUCAACCCAUCUAUGCCCUGCAGGAGGCAUUCACAGGGAGCACUUGGCAGGAGAAAGUAUCUGGCGUCCGAAGUCAGAUGCAGAAGCAUCAGAAGGCCCCAACUGCCGUCCUUCUGUCGGCGCUUGAGGAGACGGCCUGGCUCUUCAACCUUCGAGCCAGUGACAUCCCCUAUAACCCCUUCUUCUAUUCCUACACACUGCUCACAGACUCUUCUAUCAGGUUGUUUGCAAACAAGAGUCGCUUUAGCUCUGAAACCUUGAGCUAUCUGAACUCCAGUUGCACAGGCCCCAUGUGUGUGCAAAUCGAGGAUUACAGUCAAGUUCGUGACAGCAUCCAGGCCUACGCAUUGGGAGAUGUGAGGAUCUGGAUCGGGACCAGCUAUACCAUGUAUGGGAUCUAUGAAGUGAUACCCAAGGUGGGUUUACCAGGCCCCAGCCCAAGCCAGGCACCAAUCUCCGCUCCAGGCCUGAGAACCAGCUCCUCUGUUUCCCUGCUUCCCCAACUCCAGGUGCGGGACGCUGUGGCUGUGAUCCGGUACUUGGUCUGGCUGGAGAAGAAUGUGCCCAAAGGCACAGUGGACGAGUUCUCGGGGGCAGAGCUCGUGGACAAGUUCCGAGGAGAAGAACAGUUCUCCUCUGGACCCAGUUUUGAAACCAUCUCUGCUAGUGGUCUGAAUGCUGCCCUGGCCCACUACAGCCCGACCAAGGAGCUGAACCGCAAGCUGUCCUCAGAUGAGAUGUACCUGCUGGACUCUGGGGGGCAGUACUGGGACGGGACCACAGACAUCACCAGAACAGUCCACUGGGGCACCCCGUCUGCCUUCCAGAAGGAGGCGUACACCCGUGUGCUGAUAGGAAAUAUUGACUUGUCCAGGCUCAUCUUUCCUGCUGCUACAUCAGGGCGAAUGGUGGAGGCCUUUGCCCGCAGAGCCUUGUGGGAUGCCGGGCUCAAUUAUGGUCACGGGACAGGCCACGGCAUUGGCAACUUCCUGUGUGUGCAUGAGUGGCCAGUGGGAUUCCAGUCCAACAACAUCGCCAUGGCCAAGGGCAUGUUCACUUCCAUUGAACCUGGUUACUAUAAGGAUGGAGAAUUUGGGAUCCGUCUCGAAGACGUGGCUCUCGUGGUAGAAGCAAAGACCAAGUACCCAGGGAGCUACCUGACCUUUGAAGUGGUAUCAUUUGUGCCCUAUGACCGGAACCUCAUCGAUGUCAGCCUGCUGUCUCCUGAGCAUCUCCAGUACCUGAAUCGCUACUACCAGACCAUCCGGGAGAAGGUGGGUCCAGAGCUGCAGAGGCGCCAGCUGCUGGAGGAGUUCAAGUGGCUUCAACAGCACACAGAGCCCCUGGCCGCCGGGGCCCCGGACACCACCUCCUGGGCCUCUGUGUUAGUGGUCUCCACUCUUGCCAUCCUCGGCUGGAGUGUCUAGAGGCUCCAGACUACCCUGGUAACCCUCCAUCUAGAUGGGGGGCUCCCUUGCUUAGAUGCCCUCACCCUGCACCGAACAUACCCCAAGGGUCCCUGCUGGCCCAUCACCUGGAAACCUUUGCAUUCAUCCUCCUUCUCCAAGACC
Mandrillus leucophaeus (drill) is the source of this 2437-nucleotide messenger RNA. RefSeq names its product X-prolyl aminopeptidase (aminopeptidase P) 2, membrane-bound (gene XPNPEP2). NCBI's taxonomy places the organism in Eukaryota, Metazoa, Chordata, Mammalia, Primates, Cercopithecidae. The record is from RefSeq and is a predicted model, not a curated record. The coding region runs from base 266 to 2293 and encodes 675 amino acids. The transcript has 20 exons. Gene Ontology annotation, molecular function: metalloaminopeptidase activity.